Molecule: messenger RNA, 1966 nt
Organism: Olea europaea var. sylvestris
Lineage: Eukaryota; Viridiplantae; Streptophyta; Magnoliopsida; Lamiales; Oleaceae
Exons: 3
Coding region: 148-1719 (523 amino acids)
Biological process (GO): transmembrane transport
Cellular component (GO): membrane
Molecular function (GO): transmembrane transporter activity
Source: RefSeq, a predicted model, not a curated record
ACAUUUCCAAAAUAUUUGCAACGAUUCUGAUUGGCCAAAAAUCCCUUAUAUUUUCUCCUUUAUUCCUAGUCAACCUGCUACCUCACUCCACGGUCCACCCAACCCCUCUGUCGAACCAACGACUUCACUGCAUCUCGACCAGCGACGAUGAAAUUGCUGGGGGAGAUGAGAUCAGAGAGACUGACAUUAAUUCUUGUAAAUCUUGCCGGAAUAAUGGAAAGGGCAGACGAAUCUUUGCUCCCCGGGGUGUAUAACGAAGUCGGGGCGGCUUUGCACACCGACCCGACUGGGCUCGGAUCCUUGACUCUGUUUAGAUCCAUAGUUCAGUCAUCUUGCUACCCACUGGCGGCGUACCUCUCCGUCCGCCACAAUCGGACCCACGUAAUCGCCCUCGGUGCCUUCCUCUGGGCAGCGGCCACCUUCCUGGUGGCCAUUUCCUCCACCUUCGUCGAGGUUGCAAUUUCGAGAGGCUUAAAUGGAAUUGGACUCGCAAUAGUUACACCAGCAAUUCAGUCUCUUGUUGCCGACUCAACUGAUGGCAGUAAUCGAGGCACGGCUUUUGGGUGGCUACAAUUGACUGGAAACUUUGGUUCCAUUAUUGGUGGACUUUCUUCAAUUCUUGUAGCAUCUAAGUCAUUCAUGGGCAUUCCUGGUUGGAGAAUAGCCUUCCACUUAGUUGGACUAUUGAGUGUUGUUAUUGGUAUACUAGUUGGCCUUUUUGCCAACGACCCCCGCUUUUUCGACAGUGAUGGUAAUGCAAAAGAUCAAGGUCCACAAAAACCUUUCCGUUCGGAAGUGAAGGACCUGAUAAAAGAAGCAAAAGCCGUUAUAAAAGUACCAUCUUUUCAAAUACUAGUUGCUCAAGGUGUCUCGGGAUCAUUCCCUUGGUCGGCUCUGUCAUUUGCCCCAAUGUGGUUGGAGCUUAUGGGAUUCUCUCACAAGACAACAGGAAUCAUCUGGACUCUGUUUAAUGUUGCGGGCUCACUCGGAGGAUUGUUUGGAGGAAAGAUGGGGGAUAUCCUUGCCAAACGCUUGCCAGAUUCAGGGAGAAUUAUUCUUUCGCAGAUAAGCUCUGGCUCUGCAAUUCCUUUAGCAGCGAUUUUGAUGCUGGGAUUGCCUGAUGAUCCUAAAAUGGGAGUAAUGCAUGGCUUGGUUUUCUUUAUCAUGGGACUGUUCAUCUCUUGGAAUGCUCCAGCUACUAACAAUCCUAUAUUUGCAGAAAUAGUUCCUGAGAGAGCUCGAACAAGCAUCUAUGCUUUGGAUAGGUCUUUUGAGUCCAUUUUAUCAUCAUUUGCCCCUCCCGUUGUUGGAAUUUUAGCUCAACAUGUUUAUGGCUAUAAACCAAUUCCAAAGGGAUCAAUAGACUCGAAAAAGAUUGAAACGGAUAGAAGCAAUGCAGGAUCACUCGGAAAGGCACUUUACACUGCAAUAGGUAUUCCAAUGGCUAUAUGCUGUUUCUUCUACUCCUUUCUCUAUUGUACGUAUCCGAGGGACAGGGAUCGUGCAAGAAUGGAUGCUUUAAUUGAAUCGGAAAUGCUGCACAUAGAAACUGACCAUUCUGUAUCAGUUGAAGAAUUGGGAUCAGAUCAAAUGCAUGGAAAGGAGAGAAGUGUAAUUGGUAUAGACUAUGAAGGAGAUGGAAGCGUGGAUUAUAAUGAGAAUGAUGAACAGAGGCUGCUGUCCCGGGAAAUGACAUUCUCGGACAUGGCAAAAUUGUAGCCCUGGUUAGAUAUAUCUGUUUUGUGCAAAUUAAAUUCCACUAUUCCUGUCAAAACUGGGCAUGAAUUUGUGGGAAUCCUUCUUAUUUUCAUAGAAAUGGAAUUGAGUUACUUGUAAAUCGUGUUAAUCAACAAGUUUUUAUCACUCCUUUCAUUUAACCAUGAAUAGGCCAAAUUUGUGUCUCCAUUAUGUAGAGUAUCAUACUAUUUAUUGAUUGUUUAUAGUUCUUGCAAGAAUUUUAUUACCU